UGAAUUAUUAUCGUCAUUUGCUUGGUCGUGCAUGUUUUGUGUGACGUGAAAGCACGGCACGGAUACACGCACAAAUCGCAUUUUCAUAAAAGCUUGAAAUAUCGCGUUGAAAAGCGUGCAAAAACAAACAAACCGAGAACGGAAAUCAUAAUAUUCCAUAACAGCACAAACAGAAAGAAGGUGUGACGGUAACUAACUGCCAUUAAUACAGUAAUGCUGUUAAUUUGGCAUAAAAGAUGAAUCAAUAUGAGUGAUAAUCACGGCCCUUAUGGUUAAUGAUUCUCUGAACUAUCAGGCUGACAAACAGCGUUGCAUCACACGCACGAUCAUAUUGAUUUAGUGGCUUUUCUAAUAAAGGCUGUUCCCUUUCCUCUUCGCUCGGGACGCCUCACGUCUUCGCUCGCCGCAUUUCAACAAGUUCAGACUCCUCCUGCGUCCCGGCAGACAGCUGAUAUUUGGUUUCUCUGAGACGGCAGGCAUGCACCCGGCCAAAACCCAGCGUAAGAGUGAGCCGCGCUUCUAGACUACUUCUGCCGGGGUCAGAGAAGCGAGAGAAGAGCCGAGGCGCCUAAACGCUCGAAUUGCGUCUCAUUACGAAGAAUCUGACAGACAUGGAUCCUCAGGUGCCCAAAGACAAAUAUAAUGGCGUGUGGUUGAUUUUCUUCAUGUUGGGGUUGGGAACGCUGCUGCCGUGGAAUUUCUUCAUGACGGCCACCGUGUAUUUCACGGGUCGUCUGGCAGAUCCUUUAAGCGAAGCCAAUUCCUCGGCCAACGCCACUGAAGAAGGGCCCCGGAGCGUCCUGCAGGCCAGGUUUAAUAAUGUGAUGACGCUGUGUGCCAUGGUUCCUCUGCUGGUCUUCACCUGCCUCAACUCAGUGCUUCAUCAGAGGAUCCCUCAGAAGAUCCGGAUCGCAGGGAGUCUGGCGGCUAUCCUGCUGGUGUUUCUGCUCACCGCCGUCCUGGUCAAAGUACCUCUGGAGCCGCUGCCUUUCUUCAUCGUCACCAUGAUCAAAAUCAUCUGCAUUAACUCGUUCGGAGCGGUUCUUCAGGGAAGUUUGUUCGGGAUGGCCGGACUCCUGCCAGCGUCCUACACGACUCCCAUCAUGAGCGGACAGGGACUCGCAGGAACCUUCGCCGCCUUCUCCAUGAUCUGUGCCAUCGCCAGUGGUUCUGCUAUGCAUGACAGUGCGUUCGGAUACUUCAUCACAGCGUGUGUCGUUAUUUCCCUCGCUAUUGCAUCGUAUGCUCUACUUCCUAGACUGGCCUUUUAUCAGUACUAUCAGGAGAGUCGGCAGAGCAAACCAGCUGAGGAUGAGGAGAACAAGAUGGAUCUGCUGAAGAAAGAUGAGCAACAGAAGAGCGCUGGAGACGACGACAAACAAUCACCUUCCAUUCUGGCCAUAUUUAAGAAGAUCUGGGUCAUGGCGCUCUCUGUGUGCUUCGCCUUCACCAUCACCAUCGGCACGUUUCCCGCCAUCACUGUGGACGUUAAAUCUACCAUCGCUGGCGGUGGAAAGUGGGAGCUGUAUUUCAUCCCAGUGUCUUGUUUCCUGUUAUUCAACAUGUUUGAUUGGCUCGGUCGGAGUCUGACCGCAGUCUGCAUGUGGCCUGGUAAAGACAGCAAGCUGCUGCCGGGUCUGCUAGCGGCCCGUGUGAUUUUCGUCCCUCUCUUCAUGCUCUGUAACGUCCAGCCUCGCUUCUAUCUGCCCGUCUACUUCUCACACGACGGCUGGUUCAUCGCCUUCAUGAUCCUCUUUGCCUUUUCGAACGGAUAUCUGGCCAGUCUGUGCAUGUGCUUCGGGCCCAAGAAGGUGGACGCGAGCGAGGCGGAGACGGCUGGAGCCAUCAUGGCCUUCUUCCUGUCUCUGGGUCUGGCUCUCGGAGCGUCUCUGUCCUUUCUGUUUCGAGCGCUCGUCUGAAGCAGCGCCGCUCGUGUCGCUCGUGACGUAAAGGACUUAAAGCCCGCGCCACCUUUCCAAAGUUGGGGGUCAAUGAGAUUUUUUCGAAUCA
This is a messenger RNA of Puntigrus tetrazona (Sumatra barb), 2010 nucleotides long. RefSeq names its product solute carrier family 29 member 1b (gene slc29a1b). The record is from RefSeq and is a predicted model, not a curated record. NCBI's taxonomy places the organism in Eukaryota, Metazoa, Chordata, Actinopteri, Cypriniformes, Cyprinidae. Gene Ontology annotation, biological process: nucleoside transmembrane transport; uridine transmembrane transport. Gene Ontology annotation, cellular component: plasma membrane. Gene Ontology annotation, molecular function: nucleoside transmembrane transporter activity. The transcript has 13 exons. The coding region runs from base 612 to 1919 and encodes 435 amino acids.